This is a messenger RNA of Seminavis robusta, 1068 nucleotides long. The record is from the annotation of a GenBank genome assembly. Lineage: Eukaryota; Bacillariophyta; Bacillariophyceae; Naviculales; Naviculaceae.
AUGGGACGAUGUUGUGGCCGAUGCUCGCCGUUGGAUCUGCUCUCCAUCUUUCUUGCGAAGAAGAUUCCUUGGUGUCAUGCGGUUGCUACCUUUCAACGGUCCAACCCAUUCCUGAUACCCACUCGAUCUUCUUUUGCGUCUAUUGGUGUGCUACUGCUGGCCACGGAUGAUGAUGAUGACAAUGGUGGGCCGCCAACAAUACGGAAUGGGUCAGGUCAUUCUCUAUCAGAAGCAAUGAAUUGGCAUCAUCAGGACAGUGGCGAAUUGACAAACGCUCGGUUGGAAUUUUUUAGGAAUGAGAUCCAGAGUCCCCCUACUAUUUUGACGGCGUCUGCCGCAGCCUCCAAUCCUUCGGCCGCCGCCACUAGCAAAGGGACGGCUGAGGAGGAGGCGCCAAACACGCCAAUGUUCACAAGCAGCUGCCAUCCAGUUUCUCCGCAACAACAAUCACAAGAAUGCACCAACACGGUCAUCCUCACACCACCACCUGUACCACAAGCCACCGCAUUGGAUCGAGCCGGUUUUCGUCUGGACGGUUUCGAAGUCUACGCCGUCGUCAGUGCCUUGACGUUGGCCACAUCGAUUCAAUUCUUUGAUUUGCUGAGUCGUCAAUGGACAUGGGAUUCCACUUCGUGGAUGUUGGAUUUGAUUUCCAUUACGGCAUCUGCCAUGGGCAUGAUGACGGGAUUGCAUGCCACCUUUAUUUUUUCCUUAAUGACCGUGUAUGGUCGUACGGCGGUGGGCAUGGGACGGGAUGUGACACCUUUUUUGGAUGCCACGCAAGAAGUGCGGGCACGAGGAUUCCGAUCCUUUCACAUUUCGCUCUAUACGUUUGGCGUCCAAAUUGUGUUCGUCAUUGUAUCACGCUUGCCACCGACACUGUGGCGGCGACUGGGAGCCCCGCUCAUGGCCCUCAUCAUGUGGAAAGUAGUGUAUGGGGAUACCAAGAUCCUCAUGGCAAAAGCUGGGGUCGUCUUGUUUGAAGAAGAAAACAGUAAUACGGAGGAGGUGCACAAGAACGAGGAAACAUACACGACGGACACUAGCUACACACUAGCUAGACAAUAA